Molecule: messenger RNA, 951 nt
Organism: Trifolium pratense (red clover)
Lineage: Eukaryota; Viridiplantae; Streptophyta; Magnoliopsida; Fabales; Fabaceae
Product: CCG-binding protein 1
Exons: 3
Coding region: 115-750 (211 amino acids)
Biological process (GO): pollen tube guidance
Cellular component (GO): cytosol; nucleus
Molecular function (GO): mediator complex binding
Source: RefSeq, a predicted model, not a curated record
AAUAGAGAAACUCACACAGAAUUUUUGGCAGUAUUUAAGGCCCACUGCUCUGUGUGUGCCAUUGUUAAAAACCACUCUCGAAAUUCUUCUAAUAAUUACAAUUUUCAGAACAAGAUGAAUUCUGCAACACUACUUGGUCCUUCUCCUCCACGACCUCUGUUUCUUGAGACACACGAUCAUCUUCAUCGCAACAGAACCAAUAAACUUUCUUCUUCUUCUUCUUCUUCUUCUUCUUCUUCUUCUAUCAUUUGUUGUUCAUCUAGAAACCAAUCUUACAUCCCCAAGCUUGAACCUUUUAACCGAACCAAGAUUGACAGAAUCGGUAAAGACCUUCCUUUGAUUCAAAAAACUGAGAACGAUCUCUUGGAUUAUUGUUCGACACUUGAAGGUGAUGAAUGUUAUAGUUGCUGGCAGGCAUAUUCUGAGCUCAAAGAUCUUGAAAAAGAGUCACCAAAAGCAGAGAUAGAGAGGUUAAUCAUUCAAAUUGGUGGUGUAAAAUCUUUAAUAGGAUGUUUACAUGGAAUUGCACUAAUGCACAAAUUGAAAAAGAAAGGUUUCAAUGUAACCAAAGAAAUAGAAUCAGAAGAACAAAACCUUUGUCCUAGACCAGAUGGAUUACCAAAAUCUGCUGAUGAAAUUAUGGAAGAGGAACAAGCAAAAAUGCCUGAUUCAUCAUAUACUAAGCUUCUUAGAUCAAUGGGAAAGUAUCCUGCAUGGUAUUCUAAAGCACCAGAUCAUGAAACAGAUUGAUGAUUAUUUCUUUUGCUAUAGGGAAGGAUAAUGAUGUGAAUGUGUUAGUUGUGCUAAUAGGAUAGUUAUAACCCUAUAUGAAUGAAAUGGCUGUAAAAUUGUGAGGUUUUUUGUUUUUUUACUUUGGUUAUUGCUUUUCAUAAAUCCUGAUCUAAUGUUAAUUUCAGGAUGUAAUGUACAUUGUGGUCUUUUUGUUUUUAA